CAAAGCUAUUCUCGGGGACGGCUUGGAAGAAGUCUCGGCGAGUUCAUCUUUUGUAGUGGUGUGUGAAGCCGAAUAUAAAAUUCAUGCAUACCACGAAGGUUGAGGUGUGAAAAUCGCCUGUUCCUGCAAUUGUUCUCCUCAUAUUAGUGUCGAGUACGGAUACGUGGACUUAAAAUGGAGGAUCUAACUGGGCAUUCCGAAUCGAGUCGUGAUGAAUUUUUAAACGAUCCCCCUGCCAGUACACUCCAUUCCACAGUGUCAGUUGACGAGACCGAAACACAAGGCCCUGCAGGGUUUCUGGAGAGUUCAGAGGAAACCUUGGAAGUCGGCGGGGGCGAGGACAGCGAUGAAAUUGCAUGUACAGAUACGAACGUGGGUGAACGAAAUUCGUCACCUGUGGAAGUCGCUAGCGGUGAUUUGAAAUCAAGUGAACAAGGCGAGACAGAAUUGCAAGGUGGUCCGACGAGCAGUCAAAAUGCUGGCGAACUCGAACUCGUGAAUAAAACAACUCCAGCAGAGGUCGAGAACGGCACGAACAAUGAACAAGACACAACGCAAAGCCACUUGCAAAUAACGGAAAACAGCGGUAGUACUGUUGAGGUAUCCCCGACAAGUGAACCAUUAAAAGACGCCAGUGUAUCAGAGGGGAGCGAUAGUUCAACGCAACUCGAUAUCACAACAAAUGCCCUCGACUCCGGUUUAGAAGUUCCAGGGGACGAACCUUUGUUGACGGCAGGAACCGGAAGUGAAGUCGGAAAGGAAAACGCUGAAACAAGGACUGCCCAAGAACAACAGGCUCUAGAGUCACUUUAUCACAUCAAGUGGAUAAAAUGGAAAGGAAUUAACACCCCUAUCAUCACUCAAAAUGAGAACGGUCCUUGCCCUCUGCUGGCAAUUGUAAACGUACUACUUCUGCAGAGACGAAUUAAUCUUCCCUCCCAGCAGACAUAUAUUACAUCAGGGCAGCUCAUGGAGUACAUUGGAGACUGCAUCCUAGAGGAAUCACCCAAGCGCUUGUCAGAGGGAGCUCAACUAAACUAUGAACAAAACAUGCAUGAUGCAAUAGCAAUUAUGAACAAAUUACAGACAGGAUUAGAUGUUAAUGUGAAAUUUACAGGGGUUGCAGACUUUGAGUUCACCCCAGAGUGUAUUGUUUUUGAUCUCCUCUCAAUUGGGUUAUAUCAUGGUUGGCUUAUUGAUCCACAAAACACUGAGACUGUCUCUGCUGUUGGUGUACUCAGCUACAAUCAGUUGGUGGAGAAAAUAAUCGCCAGCAAACAAGAUGGUGCAGAAAGCCAGUUAGUUUCUGAAGGUUUAAUUGGUGAAGCCUUCCUUGAGCAGACAGCUAGCCAGCUAACAUAUCAUGGUUUGUGUGAACUGAACUCACAAUUGAAGGAUGACCAACUGUGUGUGUUUUUUCGGAAUAACCACUUUUGCACCAUGCUCAAGUUUAAGGAUGAGCUUUUCCAGCUGGUUACUGAUCAAGGAUUUCUCACAGAAGACCGUGUAAUUUGGGAAUCAUUAACGAAUGUAGAAGGUGAUGGUUUUUUUGUGGACGCUGAAUUUAGAAGUCUUCGAGUUGUGAAGAGUGAGCCGCCACCAGCACCAGUGCCACUUAGUCAACAACUUUCACAGGAAGAUCAAGAUUACCUGGUUGCAUUAAGCCUAGCCGAAGAAGAGCGCACCCCUGGAGAGGCUCAGACACACCCUGGAGGGCCAGUGCAAACUGAGCCCCUACCCAGCCAAGGACCUACCCAGCAGAGUGCCCAGGCUAAUCAAGAGUUCUCUGAUCUCCAAUUGGCGCUGCAACUACAGGAGGAGGAACGAAGAGAACAACAACAGCGGCAGCAACAACAACANAAAGAUGAGCUUUUCCAGCUGGUUACUGAUCAAGGAUUUCUCACAGAAGACCGUGUAAUUUGGGAAUCAUUAACGAAUGUAGAAGGUGAUGGUUUUUUUGUGGACGCUGAAUUUAGAAGUCUUCGAGUUGUGAAGAGUGAGCCGCCACCAGCACCAGUGCCACUUAGUCAACAACUUUCACAGGAAGAUCAAGAUUACCUGGUUGCAUUAAGCCUAGCCGAAGAAGAGCGCACCCCUGGAGAGGCUCAGACACACCCUGGAGGGCCAGUGCAAACUGAGCCCCUACCCAGCCAAGGACCUACCCAGCAGAGUGCCCAGGCUAAUCAAGAGUUCUCUGAUCUCCAAUUGGCGCUGCAACUACAGGAGGAGGAACGAAGAGAACAACAACAGCGGCAGCAACAACAACAACAAAGAACACAGUCAAGACCGCAACCAGCGCGCGGAUCUCCUUCACGAUCCAACAUCCUGCCUCAGUCACAGCAGCAGAGCAGUAACUCCAAUCAACAGAGAGCGGAGUCAGCUGAACUGAAAUGUGUUAUCCUUUAG
This is a messenger RNA of Orbicella faveolata, 2406 nucleotides long. RefSeq names its product ubiquitin carboxyl-terminal hydrolase MINDY-1-like. Gene Ontology annotation, cellular component: cytosol; cell periphery. NCBI's taxonomy places the organism in Eukaryota, Metazoa, Cnidaria, Anthozoa, Scleractinia, Merulinidae. Gene Ontology annotation, molecular function: K48-linked deubiquitinase activity; cysteine-type carboxypeptidase activity; cysteine-type deubiquitinase activity. The record is from RefSeq and is a predicted model, not a curated record. Gene Ontology annotation, biological process: protein K48-linked deubiquitination.